Molecule: messenger RNA, 1378 nt
Organism: Lytechinus variegatus (green sea urchin)
Lineage: Eukaryota; Metazoa; Echinodermata; Echinoidea; Temnopleuroida; Toxopneustidae
Gene: pop4
Product: ribonuclease P protein subunit p29-like
Exons: 7
Coding region: 245-970 (241 amino acids)
Biological process (GO): tRNA 5'-leader removal; rRNA processing
Cellular component (GO): ribonuclease MRP complex; ribonuclease P complex
Molecular function (GO): ribonuclease P RNA binding
Source: RefSeq, a predicted model, not a curated record
GUCUCAAGGGCGCUGCCAUUUUGAAUGAUUACGCAAGACACGUGCAGUAUGAUGGGGGGAAAUACGCUAACGUUACACAGCUAGCUAAGCAGCGCUGCAUGCACAGACACUGAGACAGAUCAACCCAGCUGAAUUUCCAGUUGACUAGCUGUAGACCAGUCUAGCUGUGAGGCUGUGUAAUUAAGGUGUUUUAUUCAGGACGUUAGAAGUCAGGUUGGUGGUGCCGCAUACUGCAAGACCCAAUAUGGCUGCAGAGGAAACUCAAGAAGGGAAAGGAGAGGAUGGAACAUCAAUGUGGCUCUACAAGAGCCUUCCAUCAGAUGUCAAGGAGGAUAAAACAUUGCUGCAGACAACCAGCAACCCCCAGAAGUACAUCACUAGCUUCAUGAAACGGCACACCCCUGGCAAACGAAGCGCAGAGGUGCAGAAGAUCUUGACUUACAAGGACGUGAUUAUGGAUGGCAUCAAAAGGAAGAAGAAGAAAAGGAAAGGAGGAGGGGGUGUUCCACAGGGGAGAGGAAAGAAAAGACUCAGUUACAGAGAGAAACAAAAAAUGAAGCUAUUUGAUAUACCAGAAGACCAACAAAGGUAUGAGCUGUUUGAGCCUCUUCAUCAACUCUGGUUAGAUUACAUGAGAGAAGCAGUGUUGGCCCAUAACCCAGACAUGAAAAAUAAAAACAUGCUGGAAUCAAGACUACUGAAAUGUGAGCUGUAUGGAUGUAUAUUGACUGUCAGUCAUUCAAAGUGUCCAUCCUAUAUUGGUAUAUCGGGAAUCCUCAUUCACGAAACCAGAAAUACUUUCAAGGUUAUUACCAAAGAGAACAAAUUGAAAACCAUCCUAAAGAGCCAAUGCUGGUUUAUGUUCACCGUCGAUCAGUACGCCAUCACCAUCUACGGCCAGCACUUCUGCCAGAGAAGUAGCAUGAGAUCUUCAAAGAAGUUUAAAGCUAAGCCCACAAUCGAGUUAUGACAACACAGAUUUGAGCCCAGACUGUGUCCAAACAUUGAAAUCUGGUAGAAUCUUGCCAUAGACGGAUAAGCUCUUUCAGAGAUUAUUGUCUUUGACUGCUCAUGCUGUGAUAGAGCUGAUCAGGUUAUGACAGGAUACUGUGAAGUCCUCAGGUAGAGGGUUCUAAUGUGGAGAGCUACAGAAUAUGUGUGACCGUGAAGGGUGAUCAGGACGUAUGGCCAACCCUCGCCUGAUUUGAUUAUACACUUCAAGUGAUCUGGAAGUUGCAGUGUUAAGGCCAGAUCCCGUGCUCUUUACUGGACAGAAGUACGGAGGAACAAGAGAAGGGAAUAUCUGGGGCCCGUCUUACAAAGAUUUGCGAUUGAUCCGAUCAAUCACAACUAUGGAAAGCCAGCAAAGUCAACAUAU